ACUCCCUUCCCCUUUACCAGCCCCACACACUUCUCACACUCCAUAGCAGAAAGAGAAAUCUCCAUUUCUCUAUUAUAUUAUAAUGGACUCAUAUUUUCAGGCGGCAUUUACGGUGUCUACUCCAUACACACCACCUCCACGACCCUCUCUUUCACCCAGUCUAACACCACGUCUACCACCAUUUCCUCCGUCCGAUCCUGAAUUCAAAGGAAAUGAGUUCAAUAGUCCUGAAGGCGUCUGGAAACUGCGCAAUGAAGUCUACAGUGAAACCAUACUGCCACAUUAUCCAACGGGCACGCAUGCUGCCUUGGUGUCGAUCAAGUACAAGGAAACGAAUUCUUCGUCACUAGGGGCUAUUGCUAAUUUAACCUUGACAAACUCUGCCACAUCCUCUGUGUCCGAUAAUCUCACGUCGAUGACAGGUUCAGACAAAGGAGAUAACGCAACCACUCUCACAGCGGAUUCGGAGGAUGAGGAAGUCAUCGUCGAGAGUGCAUCGACGUUAUCGCCAGCUGUUACAUUUUCACCGGCCGUAUCCAAUGUCGAGGAGAGUAAAGCUUCAUUAACAAUUCCAAUCAAAAGUGCCCAUGGCAGUGCCCAGAGUCUUGGCUAUGCAAGUUCGCCACUGUCCAGCAGUGCCAGUACCGCCAGUACAGUUUAUGUACCACCCAGUGGGGCACCGCGGUCCCUUUCCAUCAACACCGCUUCCUUGUAUCAUAAUAAUCAACCAUCGUCUCCUGUGGUCUCCGCAGGGCCCAUGUCCUCCUCCUAUACCAAUGCACAUUCCGGAACGGAGUUUAUGUCGCCGAAAGCCUUUGAUAUGGAUGUUACUGCAUCCCCGCUCGGCACUAGUGGAAACUCUUUCUCUUCGCUAUUUGGAAGGGUUAGUAAACAUAACCCACGUAAACCCAAGAAUAGUAUUACCAAAACAAAAUCAAGUUUUGUGAACAAGAUCGUUACCAAUGAGCAUCUAGCCAAGGUGUUAGCAGCCAGGACAAGUGACGAUUCUUAUUUAUUUUACAACGUUGGAGCAAGCUUUAUAUGGAUGGAUGCUGCAUCUAAACCCAAGGAACCUUUGUCUCGCAUUAUAUUUUCAAAAGCUUAUCCAACCUCCCAUGACGUAAACCUUCUGACAAGAGGAUAUGAUCACUUGGAUGUCAUUAUUGGCUUUUCAUCGGGCGAUUGUAUUUGGUUUGACCCAUUAGGAAAUAAGUACUUUCGGCUCAACAAAGGCGGUUUGCUGAAUUCGUCAGCCGUGACCAUGAUCAAAUGGAUUCCAGGGUCCGAGAGCAUGUUUAUGGUAGCAUACAAUGAUGGUUCAAUACUGGUUAUGGAUAAAGAGCGAGAUGACCAAGCGUUUACGCCUGCGCAAAACGAUGGAUGGGCUAAUCAACUUUUCCAUGUUACUAAACCUCAUAAAGGUUUCAAGCAUAACCCGGUAUCGCAUUGGAAGGUCAGCCAGAAGAGCAUUAAUGCCUUUGCGUUUUCGCCAGACUGCUUGCAUGUCGCCGUGGUGGGUAGUGACGGCUUGUUGCGUAUUAUUGACUAUACGACCGAAAGACUUCUGGACACCUUCGGGGCGUAUUAUGGCAAAUUGACUUGUGUGGCGUGGAGUCCUGAUGGACGAUAUAUUGUGACUGGAGGGCAAGAUGACCUGGUGACCAUCUGGGCUUUUCGGGAACAACGCAUCGUUGCCCGCUGCCAAGGCCAUAACUCAUGGGUCACGGGCGUAGCAUUCGAUCCUUGGAAGUGCGAUGAAAAAGUGUACAGAAUUGGAAGUGUGGGCGAGGAUUGUAACUUAAUAUUAUGGGAUUUUUCAGUGAGCGCACUGCACCGGCCUAGAUUUAAACAUCACCGUACCUCAUUAUCCCUGACCAAUGCAAACGAUAAUACAAGUUGGAGGUCAUCCAAGCCAUACCUUAAUUUGGACGCUGGUGUGAGAUCCAUGAUUGCCAAUGGCACGAAUCCGCUUGGCUUGAGACCAGAGGCUGCAUUGGACGAACAAGACACUACCUCAAGUUUUUCUUCCUUCAGCAAGAUUCGACGAAAACCAAGUGUCAAACACCCUUUGUUUGCAAGUCCGGAAUCAAAUAAAGGGACACCAACAACGGAUUCUGCGCACCAUAUUCGGUUACCUGUCAUUCACCCUGCGCCAAACAAGAACCAAGUGUCUUUCUUACAACCAAUCGCAGUUCGAUCGGUCCAUUCAGACCCAUGUGUAGAUAUUAUUUAUAGAGAGGACGCCAUUGUAACCACAGAUCGAAGAGGUAGAGUACGUACAUGGACAAGGCCAGUUUAGACGCUGAAUACCUUGGACUUUCUUCUUAGAAAUGACUCUCGAUUUAAUUUAUUCAGUUGGCUCGCUACCAAUUAUUUUUGGGAAUAUGACAACCUAACGGAGCUACCUUUUUAUGGCUAUAAAUGCCAAGAAGGACCAGACUUCCGUCAAAGGGCUUUCGAAGCCUGCCAUGGCGACGCAGCUACGUUCUUGUGGUAUUUUACAAUGAAAUUCCAAGUUCUGAUGAUUUUGCAAAGGAGACGCUGGCUUCGUUUGCGCCAC
Molecule: messenger RNA, 2560 nt
Organism: Umbelopsis ramanniana AG
Lineage: Eukaryota; Fungi; Mucoromycota; Umbelopsidomycetes; Umbelopsidales; Umbelopsidaceae
Exons: 11
Coding region: 83-2299 (738 amino acids)
Biological process (GO): carbon catabolite repression of transcription
Cellular component (GO): cell tip; cell division site; nucleus
Molecular function (GO): protein binding
Source: RefSeq, a predicted model, not a curated record